UCGCCCCUUCCUUCCUUCCACGUCUAAUGUCUUUUGGAUACACUUCUUUAAUUUUGUUCUUUCAUAUCACUAAAGACUAGAAAGAUUAAAAACUAAAAGAAGCUUUAAAAAAAGCUAAGCUAUGGUACAGUACAUAUAUAAGGUAGUCCCCAGUAUAUUCUCUUGUCUUUUCUUGUAAGGGGUCCUUGGCUGAGAAAAUCUGAGCGCCUCUGAUCUAUAGAAGUAUACUGUAUAGGUCAUUAAGGGUUAACUAAGGGCAAACGCUGACAUAAUUAUCUAAGAUGCUGCACAGCUCUCUACUGCUCGAAACUUUCUCAAUUUGUCUUUGAUUAGUCAAUUAAUGUCAGACAAAAGUAAAAAAUAGAAAUGGAAUGUGUGAUUUCAGCACUCCAAGAUCCAAAGAUACUCAACAAUCAAUCAUCAGUCAGUCAUCUAUGACAAAAUAAAGCAUGCAUGUGGUUCUUUGGAUGAGUGAUGUCAUAGUAGGGGUUUUGCCUGUGCAAUAUGGUGGAAAAAACUUGUUGCGACGUCACUGACUGGGAUGUGGCCAAAAGUACAAAAUGCCUGAUAGAGAGCAGGGUAAGUUUUCUGCUCUCUGUCAUUUAACAAGUUAAUUUUGAACCUCCUGCUAUCAUCUCACCCCUGCAGGUCUUCCCUUUCCUGUUGCCAACUUUCAUUUUAACACACACACACACACACAUUAAUACACCCACAGCCAUGCUGCCAAUCAGCCAAUGAAAUGUUAACUGAGAGUGAGAUUAGUGGAUUAACAUGUACCAAAGUAGCUUGUGUAAGAAGAGAGUGUUACCGUAGCCACUGGGCCAGUCAGCAAAUCCUCCAGGCAAGUGUAGCACACAGCACAGAGACCAAGAGCAGAGUUUAAUGGAGCUACUGGACUAACUAAACCACAUCUCCAAGUAAGUGAGAGAUUUCAACAAAUCUUUACAAUUUUCUCUGAGGCUCUUACAAAUAAUGACACAUACCACAUUCAUGCUUUAAUCUGUUCAUAUACAUAAACAUAUUGAUGGUCAAAACAUCUUGAGUAUACAGUAGGGUUUCAUGAAUGAAUGAAUAUUUUCUUCUGCUAUAAUAUACCAUAGGAAUCAGCAUUUUUUCCAGAAAUGGUUCUUUAAUCCUACCAUGUGAAUUGACCUCAUGAUCUGAGGGCAACCAUGCUGGAUACAGAGGGUCAGUGGUCUGAAGCGUUAGCCAGCAACAACAUAAGAGCCAUCAUCCGCUGGCUACGGAAACUUACAGCUGAAGGUGAAAUAGAUGUGGAAGAAAUCCUACAGACUUUCAGCUGCUGGGUUCAGAGGACAUCAGAGUUUGCUAAAAAAGAGUUAUUAACAUUAUGUUUCAGCCGCUGCCAGGGCCUGUGGAUGUUUCUGGAUCGGAGCUCUUUCACCAGAGUGCACAUGCUGCUCCAGAGACUGAGGAACCUGCUCACACUGGCCCAGUGGGCAAGAAGACAGCUCAGUUCAGCCCACCUCUGGCAUGGUAUGGGAGUCCCAUGCAUGGUGUGCAGAGAUACAUUUGGCUCCUCAGAUGUCAGACAUGGCUGCUGGAACCGAGAGCACAGGGCUCUAAAGCAGCAUAUCUGGCUGGGACGCCUGGUUCAAUGGUGGGGCAUCGUGGGGCUUCUUCCCAAGUACCCUGAGGCACAGGAGGUGAAGCGUAUCUCUCAGAUGUGGAAGGAAAUGAGUCACAGCCAUCGGAAGGCUUGUCUCGAGACACCUGGAUGCGAGGAAAUAGGAAGAUUUAGGUCUUUGAUACAAGGGAUGGUGACUCACCUGGACAGACAACAUGGGUGCAUUUGGACUUUUGAAGACUGUGCAGACCAGUGUUAUCCUCCUCCUAAUCUACAGUCCCUGCUGAAGCUUGUGCUGGUGCCUCAUAUCGACAACAUGUCAGUCCAAGCUCUCCUCAUGUACUUUGUACUGGAUACAGCAAACUUCCUGCAGUGCAAAGAUGACCUCCUCCAAUCUUUCUGCCAUGCCUUCACGAUUCCCUCCAGCUUUUCCCAACAAAUCAGGGCCUUCUGGAUGCUUGAUCGUGGACACAUCAAGCCCUCCAUGGAGCUAUUACUCAGCCCCAGGGCUGCGGUUCCUCGGCUCUCCUGGCAGCAUCAUUGCAUCAUCCACUGUCUGCUAACAAGGAAGCAGCCUCAGUUAGCACUGAGGUACCUCCACUGGACCAGACCCGCAAUAGAGAGCACUGAGGAUGCUAAGCUCUGUGCAGAUGUACUGCUUCAAAACAGUUAUGUCUCCGAAGCCUGGGCUCUGCUGAAGAGAGGAGAAAGCAAAGACAUGGUCAUGUACUUCCUCCAGGCUUGUAAUAAAGUUGGUCUGUGUGCAGAGGCUUUAAAGUGCACCCCUGCAGGAUACAUUGUUGAAGAAGACAAUGUAAAUGGAAUUGAAACUACAGGAUCAAAAAUGCCACUAAUGAAGAAAAGAAGGCCACCCUGUCCGCUGUCUGCCAAACUGUAUCAGGCUCAGAAAGUCAGCACUGUGUCCCCAGAGGAACUAGUCCAACUGCUCAGAAAGGCUGUGGUGGAAGUGAGAAAGCCACAUCCUAGGACAAGGGAGGUGAUGUGGCCAGAGCACACAGAGAGAAAAUCGAACAGCAGAGAGAUGUUUCUGUCAACCCAGGCUCUGCGUCAUCUCAUGCCCAGCCCCUCCCCAAUGGACAUGUUAGAAGAAAUAGAACAAACAACACAUACAGAUGAACCAGGAGAGGAACAGCCUGUCCAAAAUCAACAACCAGAACCACCACAGCACAUUUCUUCUUCUGAGGAUCUCAGAUCUGAGUCCGUCUCCUCCUUCACCUCAGCCUCCUCCUUGUUUCUGUUAAGUCAGGACUGUCCUUAUGUGUAUGAAAGUACUUUGACUCUACAAAGGAUCUCCUCUUUCCUAACUGAUGGGGAGAGCCAAAGCAGGGAAGAGGAAGAUGAAGAAAACAGCAGAACCCCUUCAUCAAGUGAUGCCAUGCCAGAUUGCUCUGAGCUGAAGGAAACACUAGAUGGCACCACAGACCCCAUUUUCCUCAGCAACCUGAACAAAGAAGCUUUAGUGGAGCUGGUCGGUUUUGUCAAAGAAGAAGAAGAAAAUGAAGAUGUUUUCCCACGCGAGGAUUUUCUUGUUGAUGCAGAACCUUCCAUGAAUAAAACCCUUCCUGUGACCAAGAGAAUAAUUCUUCCUCUUUCGCUCAACAGCAAUGAGGACAGCCAGUCUGUGCCCUCCCUCUGUGAGCCCCAGGUGGAGACUCACAGCGAUCUCUCACCUGAUGAUGAGAAAAUGGCCUGCUGUAAAGGAGUGUCUGAAGAAAUCGUUCACGGCCCCCCAGAUGUCACCGAUCUGUGGAGCUCUGCAAUGUCACUGAACCAAUCAGAUUGCAUCCCAUAUGAGAUUUUCAGUUUAAGUGAGGCAGAAGAACCUGAUCAGAAAAUGUAUGAGCAUCACCAGCAAGAGGAGACAGUGGGAUGCUUCAGUCAAGGUUUUUCUGGUGCCAUGUCUGAAACGAUUCAGGACCUACUGAAUGACCCUCACCAGAGCCUUCUGUCAGAGGAGCCUGUAGCCAGCAGCACAAGGGCCUCAACAGGGAUGGAUCAGUGGGACAUCUCCCUCCUCCCUCCCACGUGCAGCUCCACACAGCAGAUCUUCAGUGGCUCUCUGACCUCCAGCUUCACCUACAACAUCAAAACCACCUCUUCUCCCUCUGACACCACCAAUGAGAGCUCCCUGAAAGCCCAAUUAACAAUGGAUGAACCCUGUGUCCAGAGCACCUCAGCCUGCCUCCAUCAUUGCAAAGUGGGCAGCUGGUGGAAACAGGACUGUGCUACAGAGCCCGGAGCAGAUAUCACACCAGAUAAUAAGCGUCGUUCUCUUGUACUGAGCCAACCAUAUUCCUACAGUCUGGUCAGCUUUAUGGACUUCACUGCGAAGCAAAAAGAAGACAACAGAGAUGACAAACAGACAGACCAAGAGGAGCCCGCAGGUUGGAGUAGUUUUGGGAGGGGUUCACAAGGUGCCAUAAGAAAUGGAAGAACACGUUCACGGAAAGGAAAACGAGUCAAGAGAGCCUGAAGAUUUAGUACUUUUCUGACACAUAGUGCAGCACAUGGAAGACUGAACUGAAUGAGAAAACCUGUUUUUGUCUUUAAACAUGAUGCCUAUCUGUUGAUUCAUGAAUACGUUUGAUAAAAUAAAUAAAUGUGUGUAAAACAAUACUAUUAAAAUUAGCUCACACCUGACCAUAAGACUGACUUGAUGAUCAGUACACAGACUUUUCACCUUGACACGAUCCAUCUCCGUGUCCUCAUCAAUCACCCGGUCAAAUUGUUCUGAUGGCUGCUGCCACAGCUGCUUCUGUCAGCGGUCUUUCCCACCCAUGAUAUUGUCCCACCACGCCCUUUUUCUUCCACUGUAAUACCACAUGUCAGAAACACUCACUCAAUAAUGAAUUUCUCAGGAAUUAUUGAUAGACAUACAUUAUUGAAUAAUCUGCUAAUUUAAAACUCCAGUAGAAAUAGCCGUUAUUGUGUAUUUUUAUUAUCUGUUCAAUGU
This is a messenger RNA of Larimichthys crocea (large yellow croaker), 4562 nucleotides long. Its product is annotated as protein ELYS. The record is from RefSeq and is a predicted model, not a curated record. The transcript is spliced from 19 exons. NCBI's taxonomy places the organism in Eukaryota, Metazoa, Chordata, Actinopteri, Sciaenidae. Bases 1173 to 4082 code for a protein of 969 amino acids.